Molecule: messenger RNA, 2796 nt
Organism: Sus scrofa (pig)
Lineage: Eukaryota; Metazoa; Chordata; Mammalia; Artiodactyla; Suidae
Gene: PSCA
Product: prostate stem cell antigen
Cellular component (GO): plasma membrane
Source: RefSeq, a predicted model, not a curated record
GAAAUGGCAAAAAGACCAAAAAAAAAAAAAAAAGCCCAGGUCUCAUCUCUACCAGACGUGGUUGAGAGUCGAGAUAGGAGUUGUUCUGGCAAAUUCCUCUGUGACUGUGAAUCCAUGAAAUCAGACAAGCUACGUGCCCCCAGAUACAAGUGGGACCCGCCCGGGACAAACAUUCCCAUCACAAGGGGACAAAUCAGAAGGAAGGGUGGUGGGUCCCACCCCGGCAAAGCAGAGGUCAGGGGCUAUUUAGUCUGGAGACGGGUCCUGCCGACUUGGUCCCCUCCCCCCACCACGGCCUGGAGCAGCCUCUUCCCCUGGCUCUGGUCGGUUCGGCCAGACUCAGCCCACAGCCCUGCCAAGGCUCCCUGUGCCCUGCACAGUGCUGAGCAGCAGUCUUGGGCUGCACCCCUGGGAGCCAGGAGCACCCCCGGUUAGAACAACGGAAAAUGUCUUUGGGCACAGCCACGUAUCCCCUGGCACAGAAACACCCCUGUUUGAGACCUACAGACUCCAGGAAUCACUUCAUAUCAAAUCAGAUCGACAAACAUUUAAGCACCUGUCAAUAUUUAAAGAAUGAAUGUUCCAGCCUGGUGCUAGGUGCUAAGAGCCCUGAACACAAACAGAUAAGAAGGGCCCCAGUCCAGGGCACCCCAGCCCUGGUGAUGAGGGGCAGACAGACAGCCCCACAUGGAAACAGUGAAAUCAUAAAUGUUUUACUUUCCACGUGAGGCUCUGGAGCCGAGGGGCUGGGGGCUGGGCCUCUUCUGAGAGAAAGUUCCAGGUGGGCAGCAGGCAAGGAAGGGGUGCGGGUGAGGAGCCACCCCCACCCCUGUGUGACCUCAAGCGUGUUCCCCUCGACUCUGGGCCCUGGGAUCCGAGGAACGGAGCCUGGCCUGGUGGGAGGAGUAGGGGCCUGGUGGGGGGACCCCGGAUCUCCAGCCACCCCAGCCCACCCUGCCCUGUCAUCCUGCUCCCGGGCCCGCCCAGCUGGAGCCCCUGGCCCCUGCCUCACUCCUUGGCAACAUCCUCCCAGUGUCUGACACACCCUGGACCAGCUUCCAGGGGUAAAUCCAGGCGCUGAGGCCGUCCGCAGGGCCUGAUCGGCGUCCUCCCGCGGGAGAGGGACUGUCAGCUCCAGAGCCGCGCUGGGGCCAGCAGGCAGCAGGUGUGGCCUGUGCCCGCCAGCUCCCGGCCAGACCCUCCAGAAGCCCAGGGAGGCUGCUGACAGAGGGAGGGUCAGGUUGAGAGAGAAAACAGGGACGACCCCCUGCCCAGGAACCGAGGGACGAGGGGCAGAGGCGGUUACCAGAGGCUGGCGGGAGCCUGCGUGAUGGGAGGGGCUCGUCAGGAAAGGGAGCCCCUGCCACCUCGGCCCAGCCGUCAGGGUGAGGCAGAGAGGUGGCUGACCUCUGAACCUCCCCAGCUCAGGUCCUGGCCGGCGGAAGCCUUUAUAGGGUCCUUAUGGACACAGCCGGGUGGAGAGUGGGUCUGGGGUCCGGGUGGACAGUGUCCAGCCCAGGGCCGAGCUCUGCUAAUUGUCUGCCACACUGAUCAAGGCCUGUCACCUCCGUGGGACCUUAAGCCUUUUGGUCUUCGAGCCGAGGUGCGCGAAGGAGUGAUGGAGUCUGGGGCGCUUGGAGAUGGGGGCCUGGGCCUCACCCCGGCCCGGCUGAGACCUGGCCACGGUUGGGAAGUGUGGCCCCUGCCCACGGGCAGGCUCUGUCUUCCAGAAGCAGAAAGAGGACAAAGGGAGAGGAGGGUGUGGCCUGGCGGCUGCUGGACAUUUGGAAUCUGCCCCACCCCGGCCCUUGUCGCUUAGUGUCGACCGUGGGCAGCCACCUCCCCCGCCCCAGCAGAGCAGUAUAAAACCACCCGAGGUCAGCUGCCCGCUGCCUGCCUGUGACCAUGAAGCCUGUCCUCCUCGCCCUGUUAGCUGCUGGCUUGGCCCUGCCGCCAGGCACCGCCCUGCAGUGCUACUCCUGCCAGGCCGAGGUCAGCAACGAGGACUGCCUGCACGUGCAGAACUGCAGCCGCUCCGAGACGGAGUGCUGGACCGAACGCAUCCGUGCUGUCGGUCUCCUGACCGUCAUUAGCAAGGGCUGCAGCGCGCACUGCGUGGAGGACUCAGAGAACUACUACGUGGGCAAGAGGAACAUCACGUGCUGCUCCACCGACCUGUGCAACGCCAGCGGGGCCCAUGCCCUGCAGCCCGCCGCCGCCGGCGCCCUGGCGCUGCUCACCGCUCUUGGCGGGCUGCUGCUUGGGGGCCCCCACCAGCUGUAGGACCCAGGAGGACCCCGCUGUGCCCCUUGCUCACACUCCUGGGCCUGCCUCAGGUCGGCGAUGCCCAUCUGCCCUUUCCAGCACUCCCUGGCUGCCAGCCCCCCUGCCCGGCCUUCUGGGCGCUGGUGAUGCGGGAACGCCCCGCAGACGGCCCCUCAGACCCCUGGGCCCUGGGUGGCAGCUGUCUCCACUGUUCAGUACUCCGACCCACCCCUUAACCCUCGCUCAGGCACCUCUUCCUCCAGGAAGCCCUUCCUGCCCACCCUCUCCACCGCUGAGCUGGGCCCUGCGUGGGCUCCCCCGCACCCGGCAUGGAGCACCUCUCAGGAGGGCCCCCAAAAGCCAGGGGUGAACCCCUCUGAGCAGAAUUGGGGCCACAGGGGUACGAGGUCCUGGGAGCCCCAAGCGAUGAACAUGGGAGGGGAGACCAUUUUCUCAUGUCCGGGGGUCCUGGGGUAGCAGCCCCACCACACAGCAGGUCCUCAAUAAAGGCCCACGAGCCUGGCUGCAGAC